This is a messenger RNA of Drosophila melanogaster (fruit fly), 581 nucleotides long. RefSeq lists its product as uncharacterized. The transcript has 4 exons. The record is from RefSeq and is marked reviewed. The coding region runs from base 87 to 581 and encodes 164 amino acids. Lineage: Eukaryota; Metazoa; Arthropoda; Insecta; Diptera; Drosophilidae.
AGUCAAGUGCCAGUUGUCGAAGCCAACCAGUCCGGAUUCGCGCCUGCAGCUGUCAGAGCUCGGGAAUCGCAAUAGAAGUCAUCGCCAUGAAUCUACCGCACGGACUGUCAAAAUCUCUACUACCAUUUACGGUGCUCGGCGUCGUCUUAAUGUCAGCAGCCUUCUCGAAUGCGCUCGAUUGCUAUGUGUGCACCUAUUUGGACGGUUACAGUGAUAACUCCUGUCUGAAGAACGCCAGUGCUGUUACUGUGCUCAACUGCACCAGGAAAUACUGUGUGACAAUGCGCGUGGAAAUUAGGCGUAACUCGAGCAAGGUGAUGUCCUUCCGACGCGACUGCCAGGACAAGCCGUUGAUGCUGUAUGGCAAUAAGCCAGAUGAAACGUUUCGCACUUAUUUCACAUCCUGCCAACAGGACCGCUGCAAUGGACACGAUGGUCGGGUUAGGAACUCGACAAAUGGAAGUGGGGGCAGCGGUAUACACAACGCUAUUAUUCCUGGAAAAAGUCCUGGUCAAAUCGCAUUCCUUAGCCCCUGGAUACAUAUUGUUUUGAUUAUCGUGGCACUUUGCCAGUUUCCAUAG